Bathycoccus prasinos is the source of this 1077-nucleotide messenger RNA. Its product is annotated as G2/M phase checkpoint control protein Sum2. The record is from RefSeq and is a predicted model, not a curated record. Gene Ontology annotation, biological process: cytoplasmic stress granule assembly; P-body assembly. NCBI's taxonomy places the organism in Eukaryota, Viridiplantae, Chlorophyta, Mamiellophyceae, Mamiellales, Bathycoccaceae. Bases 1 to 1077 code for a protein of 358 amino acids. Gene Ontology annotation, molecular function: mRNA binding. The transcript is spliced from 2 exons. Gene Ontology annotation, cellular component: P-body.
AUGGCAGGAUAUAUCGGCGGAACGUUUUCGUUGAUUAGUUCAACAGCCCGCGUUCGAUACACUGGAAUUUUAGCGGAAGUCAAUCAGACCGACGGAUCGAUCAUAUUGAAUAAUGUGUUGAGUCACGGCACGGAAAACCGAAGAAGUUUGGGGAAACCGGCGAUUCCGCCCUCUCAGGAGGUCCACAUGGGGAUUCGUUUUCUCCAAAACGAAAUCGAAGAUAUUGUUCAGAUUCAAGAAAUGGAGAGAUAUACAACCAGACACGGCGUCCCGGAUGAUUUGAGUCAAUCUCAACAGGGGGUAUUCCAACAGCAACAACCACCGCCACAGCAGUAUCAACAACAGCAAUACGGUGGCUGGGGACAACCUCCCCCGCAACAACCACCGCCACAACAACAGUAUCAGCAACAAGGAUAUCAACAACAGCAACCACCACAACAAGGAUUCGGACAGGCACCGCCUCAAGCACAGCGGCAGCAGCCAGCUGGAUUGGUACCGCCACCGGCGCGACCAGGAGCUGUUCCGGCGCAGUCAGCGCCGGCGCCGGCAAGAGUCAUGGAAGCGGCGAAACCGGCAUACGUGAAACCGACGAGUUUCGCUGCUGCCGCGCAAGCUGGUUUGCCAACAUCGAAACCAAAGCCACCGCCACCAGAUAGACCAGCACCCCCGCCAGGUGGUAGAGGUGCCGGGGGAAGAAUCCCGCAACCAAGAGGUGCGGGUGGCAGAGGUGGCGGUCGAUUUGGUAACGUAUCGAACCAAAACUUGCCUCAAAGCGCGGUUGUUCCGACUGAAGCUUUUGAUUUCGAAAGCAUGCUUUCUAAAUUUGACAAAGCUAGAGAACAAACGGCAAACGAUCUCGGCGUCGCAAAAUAUGAAAAGGACGACUUCUUUGAUACCAUGUCCUCGGACGCGACGCAAAAAGAAAACAGAAGUGCGCACUUUCAAAGAAUGGCGGAACAAAGAAAAGUUGAUUCGGAGACUUUUGGAAGAGAAGGCGCGACGCAUACGAGCGUUCACGGUCGCGGAAGAGGUCGUGGCAGAGGUCGAGGCCGAGGAGGCCGAGGAGGACGCUAUUAG